This is a messenger RNA of Phragmites australis (common reed), 2425 nucleotides long. RefSeq names its product wall-associated receptor kinase 2-like. The transcript has 3 exons. The coding region runs from base 31 to 2217 and encodes 728 amino acids. The record is from RefSeq and is a predicted model, not a curated record. Lineage: Eukaryota; Viridiplantae; Streptophyta; Magnoliopsida; Poales; Poaceae. Gene Ontology annotation, biological process: cell surface receptor signaling pathway; protein phosphorylation. Gene Ontology annotation, molecular function: calcium ion binding; ATP binding; protein serine/threonine kinase activity. Gene Ontology annotation, cellular component: plasma membrane.
AAGCACAAGAAGACUAGUUAGUGUUCGUCCAUGGCAUGCCACGCAGUAUUAGCACCCCUACUGUGGCUCAGCGCGGCGCUCGCGGCGCUGAGGCUCCCCGCCGCCGCCGGGGCGGGUGGACCGCUGCCGCCGCCUAGCGAGGGGUGCCUAAGACAAUGUGGCAGCGUAGACAUCCCUUUCCCGUUCGGCCAUGGGCCUCCUCACUGCAUGCUGCCGGGCUUCCUAAUCGAGUGUCGGGACACCGGGAACGGCUCCCACAAGCCGUUCCUGGGAACUAGCAACGUCGAGGUCAUCAGCAUCUCCCUGCCGCUUGGUCAAGCCCAAGUGCUCAACUACAUUUCUUCUUACUGCUACGACGCCGCAUCUGGGAAGAUGAAGCCCAGCGAGUGGUAUUGGAACCUGACGGGAACGCCGUACACGUUGUCCGAUACCGCCAACAAGUUCACGGUCUUGGGGUGCCGGACGCUGGCGUACAUCGGCGACAGCAUGGACGACGCAGCCACGUACAUGACCGGGUGCGUGGCCAUGUGCCGGCUUCCCGACCUGACGGCCCUUAGGAACGACUCCUGCUCCGGGAUGGGCUGCUGCCAGACGGCCAUCCCGAAGGGCCUGAAGUAUUACCAAGUGUGGUUCGACCAGCGCUUGAGCACGUCGGAGAACCACAACGCCAGCCCCUGCAGCUACGCGGUGCUCAUGGAGUCGUCCAACUUCACGUUCUCGACCAGCUACCUGACCACGUCGGAGUUACAUGGUGGACAGGUGCCGGUGGUGCUUGACUGGGCCAUCGGACACGAUGACUGUGACGCGUGCGUUAGCAGCAACAGCCAGUGCUUCAGCGCAGCCGGUCGACGAGGCUACAUCUGUAACUGCACAGAAGGUUUCCAGGGUAACCCUUACCUUCCGGACGGCUGCCAAGAUAUUAAUGAGUGCGAUGAUCCUGCUACGUACUCUUGCUUCGGAAAUUGCAUUAAUACAAACGGCACAUUCAACUGUUCUUGUCCUGUGGGUACCCGAGGAAAUGCAUCUAUUGAAGACGGAUGCCAGAAAGAUCCUUUUCCCCCUCGAGCACGGCUAGCUGUUGGAAUUGUGGCCGGUCUUUUGGUUGCUCUGAUUGCUUUUCUUGCAACCGAAGUGCUCCUCCACAAACGGAGCAACAAAAGACAAGGUUACUUUGAGGAGCACGGAGGCCAGAUGCUCUCACAAAUUCUGAAAACAGAAGGCAACAUCACCUUCACCUUCUACGACAGAGGAGACAUCGUGAAGGCCACACGUAGCUUCCACAAGGCCAACAUCGUCGGGGAAGGAGCACAUGGGACCGUCUACAAGGCUAUCAUCGGCGUCGGCGACACCACCACCACUGUCGCGGUGAAGCGGUGCAAGGAGAUCGAUAAAAGCAGGACGAUGGAGUUCGUACAGGAGCUGGUCAUACUCUGCCGCGUCAGUCAUCCGAACAUCGUAAGGCUUCUCGGCUGCUGCCUGCAUUUCGAGGCGCCCAUGCUCGUGUACGAGUUCAUGCAGAACGGGACCCUGAACGAUCUGCUUCACGGGAGGCCCAGGCGCCGCGUGACGCUGGCGACCCGGCUGAGGAUCGCCGCGGAGGCCGCGGAGGCGCUCGCGCACCUGCACUCGCCGCCGCACACGACGCUUCAUGGCGACGUGAAGCCGGAAAACAUACUCCUCGGCGACGGCUUGGUCGCCAAGGUGUCCGACUUUGGCUGCUCAACUAUCGAUGACAACAUCCAGGUCGUGCCCAAGGGCACGCUGGCCUACCUUGACCCGGAGUUUCUGCAGGACUUCCAGCUUACUGACAAGAGCGAUGUCUACAGCUACGGGGUGACGCUAAUGGAGCUAUUAACUGGUAAGAAGCCACUGGCCAAAGAACAGAAGAACCUGACGAUAAUGUUUCAGGAGUCCAUGGGGAAUGGCACCCUUGGUGAGCUCCUGGACACUGACAUAGUCGAGGAAGGCGCCAUGGGGGUGAUCCAUCAAACUGCGGAGCUAGCGAGCCGAUGCACUUCUGUUCCGGGUAAAGCAAGGCCGGCCAUGGGACAGGUCGCGGAGGAGCUCCGGCGACUGUCAAACAUAAUGCCGGAACGCUCUCAGGCGCUACAGGCUCUCGAGGGCCACGGAUAUAGCUAUACUGCUACUGAGAACGAAACCACGGGAUUUCAUAGCCUUGGCAGCAAAGCCGCACUAAGCACAGAACUCGCCAGAUGAUCAGAAACGGAGAGUUUGCUUCAGCCUACCUUAAUUGUGUUAUGUCUCAAACUCGCUUAAUCUUAUCUAUGUCUUUUCUAUAUUUCUAGUUUGUGCGAUGCUCUAUUAGCGCAAUGCUAAACUUUGUAAUAAAGAACCACGCUAUAUACAUUGUAAGAUGUUUAGAUGGGAAUCGACUUUCCAUUAUCAAAAGAAAAAAAAUCUAAUU